Messenger RNA from Talaromyces stipitatus ATCC 10500, 1608 nucleotides. RefSeq lists its product as uncharacterized. The transcript has a single exon. The coding region runs from base 166 to 1101 and encodes 311 amino acids. NCBI's taxonomy places the organism in Eukaryota, Fungi, Ascomycota, Eurotiomycetes, Eurotiales, Trichocomaceae. The record is from RefSeq and is a predicted model, not a curated record.
AACCACACAAUCACGUUCGCUCCAGUCACUCUUUCGACCCAGACCUCAUCGUUCGUCGGUGUAAAGCAACCACUCGUUUUUGCGAUACCCAGCGCCCACUCUUUUCUUAAUAUACUAUCCGCUUAUAACUUCUAUAAAGUUAAUAUCUUACUAAAUAAUAUCACAAUGAAGAACUCUGUCAUCCUCUCCAGCCUUGCCCUCGCGGUUUCUGUUGCUGCUCAAGACAGCCUCAUCAGCAUCCCUAUCGGUCUCUGUGCUGGAAUCCUCGGUGAUGCCACCUGCAAGCAGACCACCUCCGCUCCUGGAGGAUUGAUCAAUGUCCCUCUGAACGCUUGUGUCGCUGCUCUCGGUGACGUUAAGUGCCACCAGGCUUCCACCGCCACUGGCGACCAGGGCUCCUUGAUCAGCGUUCCCAUCAACAUCUGCCUUGCUGUCCUCGGUGAUGUCGCCUGCAACCAACAAGCUAGUGCCCCCAAUGGUCUCAUUGACAUCCCCAUCAACCUUUGCCUCGCUGUCUUGGGAGACGCCGAAUGCAAGCAGGGUAACGGAGACUCCGGCUCUGGAGGUUCUGGAUCUUCUGUCGUCGGUACUGCCACUGGAGUGGUCCCUACCUCUGGCGUUCCUACUGCUACUGGAGUGAUCCCCACCUCUGUCGCCGGUACCGUCCCUGGAGCUGUCUCAAGCAUUGCCGCUAGUGCCCCUACCGCUGCUGCUUCCACUUUCACUUCAUACUCCACCAUCAGCGGCCCUGCUCCUUCUAACCCCCCCGCCGCUGCUCCUCAAACCAUCACCUGGUCCACCAGCACUGUCGCCGUUCCAGGAACCGCCUCUUCCUCUGCUUCCGUUGUGCCUGCUGGCUCCAGCACCGUUUAUUAUGUCCAGACCAGCACCUCGACCUACUGCCCCGGAAACACCGCUUCCACCACUCUCGUACCUGCUGUCAGUGGCCCUGCCGUCGCUCCUACUGGCGUCGUUCCUCACGGAUCCACCAAGCCCUCGACUGGGGUGACUCCAUCUUAUACCGGUGCGGCAAGCCAGAUGGAAAUGUCCGGAAUCGCCGCUGCUCUUGCUGCUAUGGCUAUCAUUGGUUUCCAGCUAUAAAUGUGCGAGUUGGUUGAUUUUGGUCCAUUAUCAUUGUUCAAGCUCCCUCGUUCGUCAUGUCCAUAAUAUGAACGCUAGGUCUCGAAAAUUGAAGCAAUGUCUGUUUUCUGGGCGCAGUGCUCGUCUCUCCCGUGUUGGGCUAUCCAGAGUAUUGUCUUCCUAUGGAUAUUUGUUUAAUAAUUAUUGCUUUCUCGAAUCGAUACCCCUUCAACCAUGCUUUGUUUGAUACACGAAUGAGCCAUGCAUGUGGGUUAUUUUCUACCAACACCAAUUUCUAUAUAUGGAAGGCCUGUCGAAGUGAUACAUGUCGGACUUGCUGUACGUACAUCAAACUUUUACGGUCCGUUGUCUUCUGCUAUGCAAUUCUUUUCAGCCAUCAAAAGUAUAUUGCGUUUCAUGUGGCUUGAUUUGCAACUACUGUAUUCUAGAUUUUGUUUCUCUAAUGUGUAUGUCCCUUAUCGCCUUUACGACAGCACUUAUUCAUGAUACUUUGAUUUCGACUGCUGC